Molecule: messenger RNA, 859 nt
Organism: Adelges cooleyi (spruce gall adelgid)
Lineage: Eukaryota; Metazoa; Arthropoda; Insecta; Hemiptera; Adelgidae
Exons: 8
Coding region: 96-428 (110 amino acids)
Source: RefSeq, a predicted model, not a curated record
AGACAAACGACAAGGUAGUCGCAUCAAUACAGUUAAAGAGGCUGACAUUUUUUUUUAAAGCUUAACACAUUCAAUAAUUUAAAUUACAGAUAAAAAUGAAAUUUUAUAGUUUUUUAAUAUCAUUUAUCUUUGUAAAUGUUUCAACGUAUGACAUAAAGGAUUAUAUUAAGGAAGUUUGUGUUACAAACGCCCACAUCGAGCAUGUUUUUAACAUGAAUAAUUUUAGAAUAAGAGGAAAAUUUGAAUUAAAUGGAUUGGAGUAUGUAGUUAAAACAUUUGUCGAGCAAGGCCUGCAUAGUAUAGGACCUUUGAAUAAUAUGUUCGCAGUACCCGAAUUUCGACUCUAUACCGAAUGGGACGAACUAAUAGAAACCCAAGCAGCUUUGCGAGAACUAAUACAAUCUAAAUUAAGUAAAUAUGAAAUUUAAGAUUUUUUAAUCUUUAAUUCCUUAACCCUAAAGAAAAAUGAUAAAAAGUAAAUUACAGUUCAAUUGUAACGCUUAGGCUGUGCGAUUUCGUGGGGGUAAAGAGAUUUUUGGCAGACAAUCGCGAGCCAAACUGCAGCCUCUCACAAUCCAUCGCUCUCGAUCCAUCCUUGUGUGUACAAUGACGUUAGAGUAGGGUUGAUUAUCAGGGUUGUUUAACGUCAAAUGAGAUUCGACAUUAUACAUUUAAAGUAUUACGCAUAUCAACGUGCCCACUCCCUUACUCACACAUUGACAUUAUAUGAUCAAACCGAACCAAAAGGCAUGACCCGUAGAUACACGGGUGGGCAUCGUAGCAUAGCACGGAUAUAGAGGCGGGCCGGCACUGGCAAACCUACGUUUGUAUUAGCCAACUGUAAUAAGUUAUAGCUAGC